ACAACAGAUAUUUUCUCUGAGGCGAUGUGUAAAAUGUUUAUAGCAGUUUUUUAUUGUGUCUCUGUUUGUUGUUACACUUCCACACCUCGUUGUUCUGUUUCCCUCUGGUUGUUCCACAGGUGUAAAGCUGUUUGCCAGGAACCAAAAGGCUCGUUUUCAGCGCAUCUUGGUUUUGAGGUCUUUGGAGAAAUGAUUCCGCCUGGAGACCGUCUGUACGCCGGAAAGAAAAGGAGAAAACCUGUGCAGAAACAGAAACCAGAGAAAGCAGGUCAGAAAUCGAAUCCAUCCAAGCGUCAUCGCGACUGUCUGAAUGCAGAACUGGACAUGUUAGCGAGUCUGCUGCCCUUCAGUGCAGAUGUCAUCUCCAAACUGGACAAACUCUCAGUGCUGAGGCUCAGCGUCAGCUUCCUGCGAGUGAAGAGCUUCUUUCAAGCGGUCCAAGAGGAAGAAAAUCGCAGCAGUGAUACCUCGACCUCGGAGCAGAAGAAAGAGAUCCUGCCCCGUGUCAUAGAGAGUGAUCUUCUCCUAAAGUCUCUCCCUGGAUUUGCACUGAUCGUGAGCUCGGAUGGCGUUAUUUUCUAUGCAUCAUGCACUAUCGUUGACUACCUGGGAUUUCAUCAGACGGAUGUGAUGCAUCAGAAGGUCUUUGAUUAUAUCCAUGUGGAGGAGCGACAGGAGUUUCACAGGCAGCUCCAUUGGGCGAUGAACCCUGGCCAGCAAGACACUGUUGAUGAGGAUGCUGUGAUGGGUCAUCUGUAUAGCUCUGAAGAGCCUGACGGCGUUCCUCCUAAAUUGUCUCCGUUCCUCACACGGUGCUUCGUCGCUCGAGUCCGCUGCCUGCUGGACAGCACCUCUGGCUUCCUGAACAUGCAGUUUCAGGGCAGCCUGAAGUUCCUGCAGGGUCAGAAGAGGAAGACAGACUCUGGAGCUCUGCUGCCGCCUCAGCUUGCUCUGUUCUGUGUGGCUGUUCCUCUAGUCCUGCCGUCCAUCAUGGAGCUCAAGAUGAAGAGUAUGAUGAUGAAGAGCAAACCCAAUAGGUCUGGCAGCAGUGAUAAGCGGCAGCAGGUUUCCCAUGGCUCAUUUGACUGUGAAGACAUGCAGUGUCUUAACUGGACAAGCACAUCCGGUCAUGAUGGUUCGUGUUCAGCCAUGGCCAACAGGAAGUACAGAGGAGAGGGCUGCAAAACCCAAGACGAACCUCUCAACUUCUGUGUUUCUACUCUGGGCAUCUCUAGAUUGCAGGCUGUUGAACCUUCCUGGGACGCCCACUGUCCUGUUGCCUUACGCACGGGGCCCAGUGAAAACUACCUGCCUGGAAGCUUCUAUAAGCACAGCCAUUCUGGAAAAUUACGAUACGGGUGUAACACAGAAUUGCAGAAGCUUGAGAGUGAUUGCAUCAACAGGAAGGCUGAGAGAAGGUCCACGCAGAAUGAAUGUUUUAACGUGAUUCCUGAAGUGGCCAUUAAGACUGAAGAUUCAGACUCUGAGAAUGAGUGUAAUGCAUACGGGUCACUUUGGCGCCCUGAAUAUGCACAGGUGAAAACCGAGGCUGAAUAUUAUGACUGUUUUACUUCAUAUCAAAGGGGCAAAGCUGUCAUCAGUCCUCCCAUCAACGGACACCACAAGUAUCUGUGUGCAGGAGUCAGCAGACCUCUUAAGUGCGUCCUGAACAAAGACAUGAAUCACUCUGAAGCUCCUAUCAGCAGUCAGGACGGAUAUGCGUUUUCAAAUGAUCAUAAAAGCUGCAUGCAGCAUGAUAUCCGGCUGACUUGUGAGUUCAAGAGUCAUAACCUUCUGCACACGGUCAAACAAGAACUUGACAACUCUCCACCUUGGUGUGCUGAUGUUAGUCAAGGGAAUGUGCGACAACGUAUUACUUCAAAUUACACUAUGAACACUGUUCUACACAAAGCAAACCCGUAUGUUUACAUGCAGUAAACUCUGUGAUCACGUUAACAUUGCUUUUUACAUGCUUGCAAGGUAUAUUAAUAUUCUUCUUCCUUUUUUU
Messenger RNA from Sinocyclocheilus anshuiensis, 2008 nucleotides. Its product is annotated as aryl hydrocarbon receptor repressor-like. Gene Ontology annotation, molecular function: nuclear receptor activity; protein dimerization activity; transcription cis-regulatory region binding. Gene Ontology annotation, biological process: response to xenobiotic stimulus; xenobiotic metabolic process; regulation of transcription by RNA polymerase II. The transcript is spliced from 8 exons. The record is from RefSeq and is a predicted model, not a curated record. The coding region runs from base 25 to 1938 and encodes 637 amino acids. NCBI's taxonomy places the organism in Eukaryota, Metazoa, Chordata, Actinopteri, Cypriniformes, Cyprinidae. Gene Ontology annotation, cellular component: nucleus; aryl hydrocarbon receptor complex.